AUGGAUUCUGGUCUAACUGGCCCUGGUUCUGAUCUAACUGGCUCUGGUUCUGGUCUAACUGGGCCUGGUUUUAGUCUUUCUGGUUCUAGUCUAACUAGGCCUGGCUCUGGUCCAACUGGUUCUGGUUCUGAUCUAACUGGUCUGUCUCUGGUCUCUCUGCAGGUCUACUCUCCGAUGGCGGGUGGUGGGAUGGGUUCUGGUCUCGGGAUGGGCUCCAUGUCGGGCUACAUGUCCAGCAGUGGGACCACAUCAGGCUCCUUCAACAUGUCCUACAGCGGGACCGGUCUGAGUCCUGCCCCGGUGGGGGGGAUGGGCGGCCCAGCUCCGGCAGCCAUGUCGGGUCUGGGUGGAGGCGUGGCCUCGAUGGGCGGGACCCUGAGCCCGUCCAGUAUGAGCUCUGUGUCGGCUCAGCAGGCCUCGAUGGGCCUGAACCCAUAUGGGGGCAUGAGUCCCACCAUGAGUCCCAGCAUGGCGUACGGCGGCAGUGGGCUGAACCGUGGCCGUGACAACAAGGCAUUCAGACGGAGCUACCCACACGCCAAACCACCCUACUCCUACAUCUCACUCAUCACCAUGGCAAUCCAGCAGGCUCCCAGCAAGAUGCUGACGCUGAGUGAAAUCUACCAGUGGAUCAUGGACCUGUUCCCGUACUACCGGCAGAACCAGCAGCGCUGGCAGAACUCCAUCCGGCACUCACUGUCAUUCAACGACUGCUUUGUGAAGGUGUCGCGCUCACCGGACAAACCGGGGAAGGGCUCGUACUGGACCUUGCACCCAGACUCCGGGAACAUGUUCGAGAACGGCUGUUACCUGCGCCGCCAGAAGAGGUUCAAGUGCGAGAAAAAGAUGUCAGCUAAAUCAGACGGCAGGAAGGAGCAGGGGGGGGUAGGGGAAGGAGCGUCUCCCUCUGGGGACUCCAUCAAAGCUCCAGGACUCCUGGACUCGUCCUCUGUGCCCUCCUCCAGCCAGGUGACCUCGCCUCCUGGUCUGGACCUGCGGGGAGGUGUUGGCGGGGCGUCGGACCUGAAGGUGUCCGGCUCCCAGCUGCUGUCGUCCCUGUCGUUACCCCCCCACUCCAUGGCUCAUGAUUCCCAGCUGCACCUGAAAGGAGACCCCCACUAUUCCUUCAACCACCCGUUCUCCAUCAAUAAUUUAAUGUCGUCCUCGGAGCAGCAGCACAAACUGGACCUGAAGGCCUACGAGGCGCUGCAGUACUCCUCCUACAGCGCUGGGGGGGGCUCUGGCCUUGGGGGGAGGACCAUGGAGACUCUGGAGGCCUCCUACUAUCAGGGGGUGUAUCCCAGACCGCUCCUCAACACCUCGUAG
Plectropomus leopardus (leopard coralgrouper) is the source of this 1326-nucleotide messenger RNA. Lineage: Eukaryota; Metazoa; Chordata; Actinopteri; Perciformes; Serranidae. The record is from RefSeq and is a predicted model, not a curated record.